GUUAUACACAAGUGUAUGUAUAUAGAUCUAUAUGUGUACUAUUAUUAUAUACAAAAACAGCUAAGAGUCCACACACGGACCAUGGAUGAUGAGGAACGUCUUGAAGGUGAGGAGGAAAUGGAACUCGAUGAUGCAUCUGAUGGUGAUGAUGAUGACGAGGAGACGUCGGGAAUUUCUGUAUCACCAGCAAACAUGAACAUGGAUCCAUUUAUUGGAGCAUCAUCCACUCCAGGAAAUGGAUUAAUGAUUUCAGUUACUCCUGAUGAAGCCUUUCAUAACCCACUGCGCUAUCAAAAGUUUCCAUUUCCUGGUGGGAAACCUCUGACAAACAUCAGGAGAGGUCCUGGUAGACCGAGAAAAGAAAGACCUCUUGGGUCCAUGCGUGGUGGGGGUUCUCGUCGACAUUUUAGUAGAGGUUCAACUAGAGGCAAAGGGUUGGGUUAUUCCAGGGGAACGCUUCGUAGAACAAAAAGUAAAGACGAUGAUACUCAUUCAGAGUCACAGAGUCCUUUGCGACUUACUGAUGAUUCUGGUAUGGAUGGUGAGUCUUCAGGAGUCGGAAUGAUGCCGGCACCUGAAGAGCCUCCGUAUUUCCCAGAGCAAUGGCCGAGGAAAGUAUGUGCAUUUUGCAAUUUAGGAGAAAGAAGUCAACUAGGCCAGGGCGAAUUGGUUCGAUUGUCUUGUCCUGAAGAUUUCACCCCUGAGAAUGCAGUUAACCACGUUGAAACAACAGACCUUAUGGACGUGUCUUCCACCGGUGAUAAAAGCCCUCGCGGGUUAAUGGGAGGCGGCGCAGUAACUUGUCGUCGUCAAAAGAGCCUAGCUAAAUGCAGAAAUCCUAGUCUUACUAAUUUUACAGAACCAGUUGAAGAGCUGUCAAUAGUUGGUUACUCCGACAAGCCCGAGUUAACAGCACUGUUUGAGUCAACAGGUUACUAUUAUGUUCACACUUUUUGCGCAAUGUGGUCAAUUCAAAAUCGAGAAUUGAUAACUGAGCGUAUAAGCCCGAUAUUAGUACAAUCAUCAUUACGCCGAUGCGCUUAUUGCGCUCAUUAUGGAGCAAGUAUUCCAUGCAGAGUACAAACGUGCAAUCGUACAUUUCACUUGCCCUGUGCUGCAGCCUCGGGUUGCUUUCAAGAUAUGAAAAUCUUCAAGCUAUUCUGUAACCAACAUCUUGGGCAAGUGUCUAUUUUACUAGAAAACAGCGACGCUAUUUGUGUUUCUUGUUUUAAAAUGGACGAUAUCGCUAGCUUGGUUAUGUGUUCAGUUUGUGGCUCUCAUUAUCACGGUCAUUGUUUAGGAAUCACGAUAAACCCGAGUGUAAGAGCUGGCUGGCAAUGCACUGUAUGCCGUGUGUGUCAAGUGUGUCGUCAGUCAGAAACAGAGAUGUCUAAAUUUAUGGGAUGUGAGCAUUGCCAUAAGGCGUAUCAUCCUGGCUGUUUACGUCCUGUUGUUACUUCUGUGCCUCGAUGUGGUUGGAAAUGCAAGUGUUGUCGUGUGUGUACUGAUUGUGGUUCUCGUACACCUGGUGCUGGUUUGUCCUCACGUUGGCACAGUCAUUACACUGUUUGCGACUCAUGUUAUCAGCAACGUAAUAAAGGUUAUUCAUGUCCGCUUUGCAACAAAGCCUAUCGUGCUGCUGGUUAUAGAGAAAUGGUACAGUGUACUGUUUGCAAAAGAUUCGUACACAGUGGUUGUGACGGCGAGGCUGACCCAGUGACUUACCAACAUCGCAAAGACACUAAACCAGACUACGAGUACGUUUGUUUGGCUUGCAAGGGUAUGGCGAUAGUCAAACGAAAAGAUUAUGAUGAAUUGUAUACAGGAGAUUCAAGCUUGACCGCAUCUCAAGAAAGUUUAUAUGGAGAUGGUGAUUCAUCAGAAUUUGAUUAUCAGGGUGGUGACGAGGCUCAUUUUUCAAUAGGCCUUGGAAAGGGAAAACCAUUUUGUGCGUCGAAGGUCGCUAAAAAACGAUUGAGCUUGCAGGGUGUUAUCGGCCGGCCGAAAGGUGUUGGCAAAUUUGGCUAUCAAAAGCGCCAAAAAAUGAAUGAAUUUGGUCGCAAACGCGGCCCUAAAGCCAAAAUGCGGGGAAUAUUUGGAGCACCGGGUGUCGGUCUUCAACGUCCAAUUUCAGACUCUUUUAACAAAGAAGAAGAACCCGGUGUUGAAAAUAGGCUUGUUUUGUGUUCAGCUAAAGAUAAAUUUGUAUUAACUCAAGAUAUUUGUGUUAUGUGUGGUGCAAUUGGUACUGACACUGAGGGAUGUUUAAUUGCUUGUGCCCAGUGCGGUCAAUGUUAUCACCCUUACUGUGUUAACGUUAAAGUUACUAAAGUAAUAUUACAACGCGGGUGGCGUUGUUUAGACUGUACUGUAUGUGAAAAAUGCGGUCUAAGAGACCGUGAAGAUAAACUUAUAUUAUGUGAUGAUUGUGACAUAAGUUAUCAUACGGAUUGUCUGGAUCCGCCAAUGGAAAAUGUGCCUUACGGUACAUGGAAAUGUAAAUCGUGUGCCGUUUGUCAAAUGUGCGGCUCCGGAGAUCCUGGGUUUAAUAGUAUUUGGCAGAAAAAUUUCACCCAAUGUGGACCAUGCGCGUCUCAUUCAUCUUGUGCCUCAUGCCAGGAAACUUACACCGAGGGAGAUUUAAUAAUACAGUGUGUAGUAUGUUCUAGGUGGCUUCACUGUUCUUGCGAUCACAUAAUGACAGAAACAGACGCUGAAAAGUGUGCUCAAGCCGGUUAUCACUGUAUUAUUUGUCGUCCUCGUGAUGAACCACCGCCUCAUCAAUUGUGCAAUCAACCUAAAUUACAGCCAAAUAAAUACCAUCCAAGAUUAUCACCGCCAAUAGUUCGCAGUCCAGAGCACUAUAAAUCACCAAUGUGUCAUCUGAUUGACGGCGUUUAUUUAUCUGAAAUUGGAAUGCAUCACAUUAAAUCACUUACUAUAGAACAUCAACAGACACGUAAAAAACGGCGAAAAGUACUGCCGGUAUUGGACAAAGAUGCUGAUAUUAUGGCGACAAUUGAUUCUGUUGUUGCUGGUAAUAGUCUUGACAAUUCUUUGGAGGAUAAUCGAGAUUCUAAAAUGGAAAUGAUUGAUAUAAAAGAGGAACCCGGUGAAAUAUUAAAAGACGGCAUGCCUUGGACACUGCGUGAUCAACCACCUCCAGAAGGUUACACUGUCUGCACUUCUGAGAAUGGUGUACCUAUUUUAAAGCGUAAACGUCAGCGUAAUUUACAAAAAUUAGGCAUCGGGGGUUUUGUACCACGUAAUCGCGGGACACGUAAAGAUAAAGAUGAGGAAUGUGAAACAGAUAAACAGCUUGCUGGAGACAACAAACAAUCAUUAUCGAUUAAUGGUGUUGGUGUUGGUGUUGGUGUUAAUAUCGGUGUCAGUAGUGGCAGUAUUGACGGGAAACCGCGUAAAAAAACACUCCGCAAAAAACCAAAGACUAAACUGUCGGAAUCGUUUCCUCCUUAUUUGCAGGAGGCAUUUUUCGGCAAAAAUCUUAUGGAUCUCACCAAAGACAAAGACUUGAAGAGCAGCAGUGAUUCGGAUAGUGAAAAAAAUACAUCCGGUAAUACUGAUACUAUUCAAUUGUCUCAAGAUGAGAUCAAGGCUAUUGAACAAGUUAAUAAUCAAGCUAAUAAAUAUGAUAAUAAUAGUAAUGAUAGAAAUGAUAUUAAUAAUGAGGAACAAAAGUUACCGAUAAAUAAUAAUAGUAAUAGUAAUAAUAUUACUAAUACUAGUAAUAAUAAUAUUAAUAAUAGUAAUAAUAAUAUCAAUAAUAAUAAUAGUAGUAGUAGUAAUAGUAAUAGUAGUGGUAGUAAUACAGUAGCAACAGCUGCUGCAGGAACUAAACAAAAUAUUAUUAAACGUGAGGACGAUGGUAAUAGCCGUAGUAUUGAUGAUGACAAUGCCAGUGAUACUGAUGCGUUAGGUGAUAUACUGCCUAUAUCGUCUGAUUUUGUUGAUAAUGAAUUAGUUAAUACGAUAAUGAAUGAGCCAGAUGAGGAACUCGUUAAAGCAAGUGUUGCGCUAAAUGAACUGGAAGACCCACCAGGUCCUAGUGAAUUUAAUGAUAUACUUGGCAGUCCGCAUUUUAAUUUAGUCGAGUCUAUGGUACCAGAUGAUACAAAUUUGCCUAAUAUGGCAAGCAAAGAUGUCGAGGAUAUGCUAAAAAGUGUAUUGACCGACGAAUCUCAAGAGUCACAAGAGUCAUCAGUCUUUCCACUGCAAAAUCAAACAGCUCAUACGCCUUCGACACCAACACCACUGGUAUCGCUCUCACCACAUCCUGGUAUGCAAACUGGUUUACCACUUGCAAGACCUCAAGUACCACCUGUAUCACUCCCAACUGUUGGACAAACUACCUUAAAUUCACCGUUGAGUUUUCCACCACCAUCACCUUAUCACUCUGAAUACAGCAAUAGCCCUCAAUUUAGUCCAGCAUUUUCUGAGCCACCUAGCCCAUGGGUCAAUCCUGAAGAAGAAGGUCCCAGUUGUUCAAUAAACACGUCUAUCUCUAACAAUCAGCGUAAUAACAGUCAAAAGCUUGAAAAAGAUGAAUUACUGGGUCCCAAUGCUACAAGCUCAGCUAUACUUUAUGCAAAUCUCAAUCAUCCAGAUUGGAAAAUUGAAUUUCCAGUUUGGAAUGAACGGUUGAAACAAAUACUGAAAAAAUGGCGAUCUUUGCCAAAUGAAACAAGACAGCCUUACUUGUCACAAGCUCGUGACAACAGAGCGACUAAUCGUAUGAGAAAAACGCAACAGAUACCAAGCACGAUCCCAGUCACUGCAACAAGCUCACCCACCAACACCAACACCACCAAACCCGUCACCACAACGAUGGCUGCUGGGCAAGUGUCUCCAGUAGUACCAAUGGGUACUGGUCAGAACCAAAUAGGUCUUUUGUCAUCUGUAAUAAAUCAUGACAACUCCCAGCAAGACAAGCCAUCAACAUCAUCAUCAGUGUCAGUAGGAGUUAUAUCAGCCGGACCUUCCUCAGUUUUGUCAACAAACGUCACGGGUGGAAUCAUCGUAGCAACAUCGUCAACAUCCACAGCAGUAUCAGGAUCAAGUACAUCCACUGCUGUGGUAGUUGGUCAUCUAGCGGAGGUGUGUGCGGUACAGGGACAGGGCCCGAUGUCAAGACAGCUAACAUCUACCUCACCCAGUCCAUCCCCCACCUCAACCAGCUCUUCCUCAUCACCACGACCCAGCUCUGUCAAUUCAAUUAAUAAUUAUAUUAGCAAUUUAUCGCACCAAGAGUCCAAUAACUCUUCAGCAAAAUGUUUGCCACAGUCGCCUGCCACCACGGCUACUAUUUGCACGACACCGGCUGUCUCUUUCUGCAAUACGAUCAUCACCGAGGGACAACUUUCUUCAGCGAAUUUGCACCAGCAACAACUACGCCCGGUGUCUACAGCUCAUACUACUACUACUAUUAAUAAUAAUAGUAGUAAUAAUAAUAACAACAAUAAUAAUAGUAGUAGUAGUGGUGGUAGUAGUAACAACAGCAACAUUACUAAUAGCAAUAAUAUUACUACUAUUGUUAAUAGUCCAAGUGUUGUUGUUUCUCAGUCCCCCAGUGGAACUGCAGGUGCAAUCGUGGUGGCUGGCACUGUUCGACAAUUAUCCUCGGUAGAUCAUCAGAUUAGAGUACUCACCCCGUCUGAAAUAAUGCGCACCCUCCCUUCCCUCAGCCAGGAGCACUACGAUCCGCCACCCACUGCAAUUAUUCACACUGUACCUGUACAGACCCCGGUCAUGGAGCAAGAUCGACUUGCUAAUCGAGAUCGUACAACUAAAGAGGCCGAACAAGAACGUGCUUGGAAGCAAUUGCAACAAUAUAGACAGCAGCAGCAUCAACUUCAACAGCAAGUUAUUCAUGAUCAACGUUUAACCGCAAUGGCAAGAGUACAGCGACAAAUUAGCGAUGAUGGAGUUCAACUAAAUACAGACAAUAAUACAGGAUUGACAACGCAAUUACAAGUAUCAACUGCUCAGGACGUAAAUCAUCUUGGACCAAUGGCGUCUCCAUCACCGGGGUCUCGAGCGACAUUUGCCACCCCACCGAUGAAAGUUAUUCGUGGCAGCGCACCUCAGAGUCCACAUCAAGUGAUGCCGAGAUUACCAAACCAACAGUGUGUCCCAUCAGCGCGUCCAGUUUCGGUAGCAGUACGUCCAGGGUUGGCGACAAAUUUCCCGCAGCCUCCGUCACCAUUUUCCCCUCAAGCACCGCAGUCACCCCACGACUACCCACAAUCUCCAGCGUCAAGUCACGUUGCAGUUUCAGCAGGAGGGCCCGAACAUUUCCAACGAUUUGAGAAUCCAGCAGAAGCAUUUACUUCAGCAGGCAACCAGACACCUCGUCCGCUUAUGCCAGGUACUCCUACUUAUGCGACAUCGCCUCGCAACGACGUAUUUUCCCAGUCUCCAGGCACCCCGCGUGCCCUCUUUAAUCCCCCUACUCCCCGUUCUUCCACCCACGUGUAUGCUCCAUCACGUACUCCCGAUCCUUAUAGCAAUCAACCUCCUACACCUUCCCCGGCGCCGAGUUAUCCCUCACCACGGCCUGAACUGCGUCAGCAAGAGGUAGUCCUGCCCACCUCCGAAGUUUUCAACCAACAGUCUGAGGUUAAUCAGCAGCUGAGGGACUUACUCCAGCGGUCUCAAUUUCGUAAAAAAACUGAUGGCAUGCCUGGAAACACCUGGACUCCAGAUACAAAUCCAGCUGCUGCUGAUGUACAGCAGCAACAGCAACAACAGCAUCAGCAGCAACAGCAACAGCAGCAACAACAACAACAGCAACAAUUUGAACCUACUCAUGUACAAAUUCCUCAGCAUGCACAGCCUGCUAAUAAUGUUGAGGGUACUUUUAGGCAUCCUUUACCUCCGGGUAUUAGGCCGCGAAUGCCUAUUCAAUUAAAUGUAUUUAUAAGAAAUACUCCUGAUGCUAGAUUACAAAGUAUAGAUCCACGUACAAGAAUGCUUCUACAGCGACCACAAGUGCCUGGUGGAAUUCCUCAACAACAUUUUCAAGCGCCACCUCAGCAGCAGCAACAACAAGUACUUCAACAGCGAAUGACAGCUCCUAGAAAUCCACAAGAGCAGUAUGAUAUUCUUCAACAGUCUCAACCUUCACAGCAACCCUCACCUCAGCAACAGCAACAACAACCAGGACAGCCACGAUUUCCCGAUCCCAGUCAUGUACACAAUCAGCAAAACAUGGUACAGCGUGUAAUAAGAACUGGACAGGAUAUGAGCGCUAGUGUAAGAAUGAUGAACGCUCAAACGAUAUCCCGACCAGGUUUAAUGCAAACGACUGUCAAUGACAACACUGGUACGUCGUCUGAGGCAUCGGAAAUUCCUGAUAACGUCACUGCAGAACUGGAAAAACUCGAACAAGAAGGAGCUCCUAUGGUAGAGGUCGAGGGCGUUGGUGCAAUAUUAGGGGACUUGGCUGAUGAUGAUGAUGAGCUUCUAGCUGAAAUGGGAGCAGAUUUUAAUAUUCUCGAGUAUGCAGAUCCCGAAUUGGGUAAUAUAACAGGUGGAGAAAAGACAAAUAUUCUUGAUAUGGAUUUAGAGCAAGUUGAAGUAGAGACUAAGGAAGAAAAACAGAAGAAAGAAAAAGAGGAAGAACAAAAAUCUGAAGUUUUAACAGUAAAUGCAACAGCACAUUCAGAUAUUGCUAACGAGUCAUCUAAUACAGGCGUAUCGACACCCGUUGAACCGACGAUGGUUCCCAAUGUCACUCCUGCUGCUACAGCAGCGACUAUGCCGAUUUCUGCGGCAUCCCAGCCCCAAGGUUCGAUCAUCCAGCAACAGCAGCAGCAACCCGGAACAAUAAUAGCGCCAAAUCAUGCGCAAGCGAUGGCUGUUCAGCAACAGAUGCAUCAACAAGUUCAACAAGCCGCUGCUAUGGGUCGUCCUAUGCCUCCGGGAACACGGUUACUAUCUGCCGAAGGUGUCAUUGGAGUUGUUACAUCAAGUAACACUGUUACGAUAAGUUAUCCAUCAACUUUUCCCGGACAUCCUCAACGAAUUCUUCAAUCGCAUAUGCAACUCCAACAGCAACAGUCUCAGCAGCCACAACAGAAACAACCUCAACAGCAACAACAGCAACCACAACAACAACAACAACAACAACAACAAUCACCUCAACAGCAGCAACAACAGCAGUUGCAGCAGCAACAACAACAACAAUCACAACAGCAGCCUCAGCAGCAACAACAGCAGCCACAACCUCAACAGCAACCACAAAGAUUAGGAAUAAGAGUUGCUGGAGUUCAAGGCAUACCCGGACGAGUUGUUUCCGUGGGACACAUGAUUGGUCCUCGUAUGCCCUUGGCACCGCCACCGCCACCUCCACCGCCGUAUCCUGGACCACCGCCUCCUUAUCCAGGGCCUGUACAGAUGGGGCUGUGCCCAGGUGGACGGGGUGUUAUGCCGCCGCGAGCCCCAGUUCAUAUUGGGCACCAAGUGCCUGGUGUUGUUCCGGGUCCACCGAUGGCCCCAAUUGUUCACACGGGUGCAACUCCUCCUUCAAUAACGCCGCAUCCACAUCGAAGACCCUUGCUUCUCCAGUCAUGUUCACAGGAGCAACCGUUGCUGUUGGAGGAUCUAUUGGAGCAGGAAAAGCGGGAGCAAGAAAAACAACAGCAGCAACAACAACAGCAACAGCAACAAGCCCAGCAGCAAGUUGACAGCACACCAACAACAGGCGCAUUAUUGAGUGAUAGUGAGUUUGAAAGACUAAGAGCUGAUGUUUUGGGGUCUUCUGCUCUGGGUUCGCCGCCUCAAGGAAUUGUUGUCAGUGGCUCAGCAACCAGUGGUCCUAUUAUCAGACCACCAUGUAAGCCGAGACCGCCAUCAACUCCUGGUACUCCUUGGCCUCAAGCUACUGACUCUGGUAAAAUUAUACAGCCUAGACAACCAAUUGCAACUCAAACACCUCCUGAAGCGAGAGUAGCGACGUUUAAUAUACCUCAAUUGCCAGCACCACCAGCUCCACCAGAAGUAAUAUCAAGUGAGCAAGAUCGUCAGGUACAACUCCAGUAUGAACUUUGGCUUCAUAACCAGCAACAAAUUUUACUGCAGCAACAAAAAUACUAUGAAACCGAAGUACAAAAAUUACGGAAGUCUCGUAAAGCAUUAAACAGCAGACAACGACAAUUGCGUAAAUCCGGGAAUGAGUUGACUGAAAUUGAUGCAGCUGAGCUGCAGCGAAUUUCCAGUGAACAGUCAAUCUUACAAAAACAGCUGGAUGCAAGCAGAAAACAAGUUCGUCAACAUGGUAUGUUAGCGCAAGAGUACAAAAGUAAACAACAGCAAAGACAAACUCAACCUCAAACAAGUGAACCGUGUUCACCAUUGAUGUCACCGUCCCAGCACUCUUCUCCGAUGCACAGUCCAGCUGGUCUAGUUUCUCACAGUCCUGGACCCGGCAGCGUACCCAGUAUGAUUCAACAUUCACCGGUUACCAUAAUUCAACACAGUCCAAACCCACCGCUGUUACAGCACAGCCCUGGUACUCAACAGCAGCAAAAUCCAGGAACAAUUUCUCCUCACAAUAUGCAGCAAUCACCUCGAAUAGGAACUCCACAUUCGCAAAACGAAGAGAGUCCUUUCAGUCCUGGUGCAAUGCCUUCUCCAGGUUUGUGUGGUCCAACACCUCGCAUGACUUCUCCCCAACAUCGUGCUGUGAUAAGUGGACGGCUUACCACUAGUCCCGGAGCUUUUCCACAAGAAGUUCGACAAAAUCAACAAAUAAUCAACGAACAGGGAAUAAGAUUGCAAAAUACACAUCAAAGAUUCGUCAGGCCUUCAGCAGUGAGUGAUAUUGGACAACGACCACGUAUGCAAAUGCAAGGAGGUAUUAUUUAUAAUCAACGCUCACCUUUGGGAAGUCCUCAGCCAACGCAACAGCCAAUGUUGACUCAACACCAACACCAACAAAUGUUGCAACGACAACAGAUGAUUCAACAACAGCAUGAAGUAGGUACUAUUAAUCAGGAGACUCAGAACACUAUCAAUCAACGUAAUUUGCAACUUGCACAGCGCCAACAGAUUUUGCAGCAACAGCAGCAAUUAGCUCAACAACAACAACAGCAGCAGCAACAACAACAACAGAGGCAACAAUUUUUGCAAAUGCAACAACAGCAACAACAGCAGCAAUUAAUGCAAAAACCCCCGAGUUCUCCGAUGAUGUCUCAGCCAGCGAAUUCACCUAGUCCUCAACUUCACCAACAAAUUCAACAAAAUUACGGACAGCCUCCAAGUUCGCCUAUGCCUCGUAGCCCAAUGAUUCCACAAACAAUGGGCUCACCAAUGUUGCAGCAGCAAUUGAGUCAAAAUUCUCAGCCUCCUAGUCCUAUGGGGUCAAGAAUUCAUCCACAGCCACCUUCACCGAUGGUCUCACAAUACCAGCCACCUAGUCCAAUGGCCAGAAGUCAUCCGUCAACUUCACCGAUGCUUCAACACCAGCUCAAUAAUCAGCAUCAUCCUCCACCACCGCCACAAACUCCAAGCUCACCUAUGCCACGAAGUCCUAUGGUACCAUCACCGAUGCAAAUGCAACGACGACAGUCCAGUGGGAACAGUCCCGCUAUGCCCGAUCGUCCUCAGAGCGUAGAAAAUCCUGGAACUCCUCGCACUCCACAUACUUACACUUACAAUGUACAAAAUUCAGGACAUGUUAAUAAUGAUCAACAGCAGCAGCAAAUCCAACAAAUAAAUCAAGAGCAAUCAAAUCAAUCAGAUUUAAAUCAAAAUCAAAAUCGCGGAGGAGGAAACCCACAUCAUCCUUUAACUCCAAUUCCCAUAAAAUCUAUUUUUGGACGGUAUGGAUAUUUUAAACCUGGUUUAAGAGGAGGCUCGCCUAUGUGGUCGACAAAGCCCGAGUGUAGUAAAGGAAAAACAGUAGAGCCUAGGAUUACAGCAGCGACCUCCAAUUUGAAUGAAGACAAACCAAAUACUUCUAGUGUAGUUCAUAGAAAAACAGGAAUUUCUCAGUCGAAGAUAAAUAGCCUGGUGCAUGCUGAUUAUAAUGAUUUUGACGAUGAUUCUCAUACUCCGCCACAAACUCCCCCAACAACAGAAACUAAAACAAAUACCACUUCAAGUCUCGCUGUUGAAAAAUCAGUAUCAUCUUCUCUCGCUAUCGGAAGUCCAGAUAAAUUAGAAACUAUGCCGGACACCACCGAUUACGAUGAUGAUAAAACAAUUGUCAAUGAAGAGGUUACUCUAAGCUCCACAGCUCAGAGAGACAGUGAUGAUACUGUUAUUGAAGAACUGGUUGACGUCUCACUGGGUCCUGUUGAUCCGGACGAAAUGCAAGAGUCUUUUUUUCUAUUCGAGCCUGUAGAUCUUUCCAAUGACAGCAAUGACAUUCUCAGCCAUGCUUUGGUGAACAACACCAAUCAAAACCAUGAGCUCGUUCAGAUUCUCCAAAUAGACCCUUCUCAAAACGACGAUUCUAUUCUCAGCGAUGAUGAGCUCGUACCUUCCAACAGAAACAAAAAAACCCUACGUUUGGAUAUCAUGCGCACUUUGCAGACCGGGAAGAGACUCGUUACAGUCACUGAUACUCCUGAAUCUCCGGAUCAGGAAGACAUGGCUGUUGAUCCAUCUCCUGUCGCUUCGCCUUUUAUAGACAAUCCUGAUGAUAUAAUGACCCUUGGAGAAAUUAGUGCUUCUGAAGUCGUGAUAAUUGAUCCUACCACUAAAUCUCCGGAAGAUCAUUUGAACAAAGAGUGUGAGGAAGAGACUGAAAAAAUUGACAGUACUUUUGAAGUCUUGCAACAACCAGAGCAACCCAAUAAAUCUGAGAGUAAUUCUGAUCAUUUAAAUGAUAAAAAAUCUUUUGAUUUGACGGAAAAAAUGUCACCUGUUUCUGUUCCUAAUUCUGUUUCUGAUCCGAUUAAUGACAAGGAUCAAGUUGAUGCUGGUGAUAAAACAAAAAUAGAAAAUUCUUCGACUUCAGAUGUGAUACUUGAAAGUAAUACUGUUUGUAAAACUACCAAAACUAUGUCUAAAUUAGUUACAACAACAAUUACAACAAUGACAACAUCAAUUACGACAGUAGCAGCAACAAGUACUAUUAAUUCGGUAACCACUGUCGCUAGCACAAAACAAGUUAUUAAUUUGAGUGAUAAUCAAAACCAAGUAUUGCCUUCUGUGAUUAGUAAUGUUGCUGAUAUUAAAGUAACGAGUGAAUCAAAUAGCCAAUCUUUAGAAAUUUCUAAUUCUAGUACGAGUCCCAUUAUUACAAAUACUUUAACUAGUUGUAGUAGUGGUAGUGGUAAUACUAAUACUAAUACUAAUUUAAAGACCAAAAUAAAUUCUAUUGAUACUGUUGAGCCUGAUUCAGUGGCGUCGAAAAUUUUGGCACAACUUACUGAUAAUAAAGACCGGUCAGAAAUAUGUUUCAGUGUCGCCAAUGAAAAUGUAUCUCUUUUUCCAGUUUCUAUUGAAAAUGAGGUUAGUUCUAAAUUGACUGUUGUCCCAUCAACUGCCGUUACAUUAAUGAAAACAAAAUCCAGUGAAGCUCCGAAAAAUAAUUUAAUUAAAAAUAAAGUUGAAGAUAAAAAAAUGGUUAAUAUUAAUGAAAAAUCUAAAGAAAAAAAUGAUAAUUUAUUGAAUUCUGUGAGUAAUAGUAAUAGCAAUGAAUCAUUGUUGUCAUCUUCGUCUUCUUCACCUGUAGAAGCUACAACAGAAGAAAAAAAAAGUGAUCCUCUUAACACGACAGAUGAAUUGGAGAGCAUGUUGGAAGCAAUUCAUAAUCCUGAUGAAAAUACCAGUGAUAGUAAAAAAAUAAUUUGUGAUAAUAAACCAGAUAUUUCAUCGUUCAAACGAAUGUCACCAGUCGCUGAUGAAAUGUCUCUGGUAAAUAUUCUAGAAAAUGAUUCCGAGUUGGUUAUUAAUGAACGCAAGGAAAAUAAAUUUCAAGAUACAGAUCAGGCUAAAGAACCAAGUGUUUUGCAUGAAAAAAGUUCUGUUGAUAAAUUCACGGACAAUAACGAAGUUGAAGAAUCUUCAGACGUUAUUUUAGAUAUGCUUCAUAAUAUAAUAUCAUCUAAACCGGAAAUGGCGAAUACAAAUAUUUUGGAAGAUCAACGCAAGUCCACGAGCAUGAUUUAUCAAAUGCCAAUGCCUUUGGACACAUUGCCGUACAAUAUUUUGCAAGACUCACUGAUGGAUUUUGAUCAACCUAUCCAAGACGAACAGGAGCCAGAAGAAAAGACUAAACAACCACCCAAGUCUCUGGAUGUCCCAGUUACUAAAACAACUCCAAUUACAUCUGUGACUUCAGCUUCAAUUCCAACUUCAGUUUCAACUCAAAUUUCUGCUCCAAUUCAAUCAACUGUAAACACUUUACCAAAAUCAACAGCAGCAGCAGCAGCAGCAGCAACAACAACAACAACAACAGCAACAGCAGCAGCAGCAGCAACAACAACAACAACAACAACAACAACAACAACAACAACAACAACAACAGCAGCAGCAGCAGCAACGAAAACAGCAACAGUAGUAACAACAGCACCAACAAUAGCAAUAACAACAGCAAUAGCAAUAACAACAACAGCAGCGUCAACAACAACUGUACCUCAUUUGUCUCCGCUGUCCAAACCCACGGAAUUGACGUCGAACAUGGCGACAGCAUCUCACCAACUUCGUUCCUUGCUGUCUUCUAUUCAAAGCAACCAUUCAUCACAAAAUUACACAACAGCUCAAGCUGCUAUUGUGACAAUGGUGUCUUCAGCGAUGUCAAAUAGUAAAUUGGGGGUCUCUUCUCCAUCAACUGUUUCAAACUCUCUUAAUCCUCAAACGAGCUUGAGUUUUCGACUCCAAACUGUGACAAGUCCAGCGUCAAUGAGCGUUAAAUCAUCAGCAGACACUACAACAACAUUUGCUCUCCAACUUAAAGACAACAGUGUUUUAUCUUUGGGAAAAACUACAGCUUCGGAAUUUACUAAGAUAUUAACAAGCACAAUUCAAUCUCAAUCGAUCAAUUUACCGGUAGUUACAACAGUACGGUCAACUAAUUCCGGAAUAUCAAUAACAUCAAACGCGAUGUUGAAUGCCAUGUUAUCAGUAACUCCGACAGUGAAACCUUCGAUAGCUGGUCAUCGUGCUAAUACUAUCCUGACGCAAACGAGCAAUUUAUUGAGCUCUGUAUUGCCUACGCCGUCGGUUCAACGUAACCAGAAUCUUCAAGCUAUUUUACAGGUAAGCUCGUCUCCGUCGCGAGUUAACACCGUGGCUUCUACAACUACGACCAAAACUACUCCACUGACAAGCUCUGCGACGAUAAAUGUCACCACUUCAAUUCUCCAGUCAACGUUGUCUCAAACAACAUUAUUACACUCACAGUUAACAUCAGGAUCGUCGAAUUUAUACAAGUCAACAGAAAUUCUGCCGAUUGAUAAAACCAACGAGGCUGAAAAUGUUCCCACGUCAACGGCAAAAGACGAUGAGAUUAAGACUCAUGAUUCUGAAAUGCCCAAGCAAAAUCAUCGAAUUGAAGAUUCAAAUGUAUUGUUAAAACAAUUGCUACAAAAUACCAGAUGUGCUACCACCAGUUUGGUGGCUAAUACCUCUUCAACGACAACCAUGCCAACUGCUCCAUCUCUAGAAGCACAAUUAGCUCGGCCUGUUGUUUCAACAGUGUCCUCUGGUUUGCUACCACAGCUCGUACAUAAAACUCCAACAAUAAAACCGCUUACCAAACAAUUAUUGACACGUGAAACGUCGUUUGUGUCCCAGCAAACGUCCUUGCCUCAAAAGACCCCGAGCCCGCCCAUAAAAGAAGAUCCACCUACUCCAAGAGUAACCACUCCAACGGCUGUACAAUCGUUGUCUCCAAGAGGAACUGUUGAUACCAAACAUAUUCAAUUAAAUACCUUGGGAAAAUUGACUACUAGCUUAUCAAGCGCUGUCACUCUGACAUCUUCAACUGUAACGGCAGCGAUUCCCGUAAAACCGAGUCAGAUUAAACUAGAGCCUGGAUUGAUUACCCACCAGGAAGUUACAAGUCAAUCUUCUCCGUUAAAACCCUCCUCUAUGAGCGAGUCAUCGUCAUCUUCGUCGUCUUCACAGUCGUCAUCCUCGUCGGUGAUUACCGGCCAAAAUCAGUCUCAGAUACGGAUUACGCAAGUACCGACGUCUUUUACAAAACUUGUUUCGACUUUAAGCAAGCCAGCAAUGACAUUAGCAGCUCCCCCGAAGACAGUUCAAGCUGCUACACCACAAGUGCCCAGUAAUAUUCAACAAUCAUCUCAGCCUUCUACACCAGUUGCUACUACACCACCACAAACGCCAUUGUCUACUACGCCGACACUUAUUUCUGCCCAAAAAUCUGUACCUGUUACUAUUCAACAAUCACAACUUAUGCAGCAACAACAACAAAUACAACCGCAGCAGCAACAGCUACAACAACCGCAACCUCAACCUCCACAACAGCAACCACCACCACAGCAGCAGUUGCAACAACAAUCACAACAACCUCAACAACAGCAGCAGUUGCAACAACAACAACAACAACAGCAACAGCAACAGCAACAAAAGCUAACUCAUCAACAAAUACAACCAACAGUGCCUCAGACGAUGACCCAAAACUUGAGUCAUCAAGUUCAUCUACCACAGGGUGCAAUUACGCAACACACAGUGCCUUUAGUGGAAGUUAAAAAAGAAAUUCUUGAUGAAGUAUUGUCUGGCAACAUUACACCACAAUUAUCUGAUACCAAAGACUUUCUUACUGCCAAAGAGGAGCUUAUGGAUGGUUCCAUUGACGAUAAGACCGAUCUUAGAAAAUUAAAAAGACGUCAGUAUCAGCAAAAACGUCGCCAGAGUCAAGGAAAAGAUGCAUCAACACCUCCGCAAAAGAAACGAUCCCGAAAAGUCUCUCGUCUAGACGAAGACUAUGAUACAUUUAUUGAAAAUUUAAUGAUUCAAUUGCGACAAUUGCAAGCAAUACCUGUUCUAGAGCCCUAUCUCGGACGAAACUACGGUGUUUGUCCCAUUUACGGUUCCGGUGACUUGUCGAAACUUUGCACUCAAAAAGACUACAACCCUCGAACUGGAGAUUUACUGGGAGUUUACGGUGCCGCGAGGCUUCCUGGGGUAUCAGAUCACUACAACACCCAGCCGUUUGGUGAAUUAGAGCCAUUACCACCUCCUCAGCCAGUUUCAACUCAGCGUGGAUUUUACGAUCAAGAAUUUCCACCUCUUAAAUUAGAGGACGCGAGUGAUAAAAAAGAUUGUUUGUCAUUGACCCGUGAUGUGGACACUCCCGACACUAUUGUAAGUUCUUCAUCUCCUGAGUGUGUGAUUCCCGAAUUUGUUCAUAAUUUUCCGGGGUUGAGAUUGAUUGACGACAACUCUGACGAAGAAUCUGACUGGCUGAAACGCGUUUCACCUGUUAUUCCAAUAAUUUCGCCAAUUCCCAUCAGAUUAAAGACUCCAGCAACAAUGGCAGCGGAACUAGCAGCAGUAAGAGCAACAACAACGGCUAUUAAUACCUCAGUGACAACUACACCCGCAGUGACAGUAGCUGCUGCCGCUGCUGCUGUUAUAAAAGACACUGCUAAGCAGGAUAAAGAAAAUCUCGGAAUCACACGAAUCGGUAAAUCACCACCAGUGGCCUUACGAGAAAACAGCAAUGUUACAGUAACGCUGACACUCAAUAGUCAAGCAGCUGAUGAUAUUAUGGGAGUUUUGAAAGAUCUUGCAAAUAUAUUAAAUAUAUCACCGCCCAAUGGGUACCAAGUCGUUGAACGUACCACGACACCACCAAGUCAAAAAUUAGGGCUCUAUCGAACUAAGGGCAAGGAUGGUAAAGAAGGAGCUCCUGUUGAUAUUCAGAGUAUACUCAAUGGUGCGGCUAAAUUUUGCCGUCAUUGUGAUGUUGUUAUUUUAAAUAGUCUUAUUCGUAAAAAAGUAUCUGAAUUACCAUUUUUAAGUAAAGAUGAAGCUGAACCUGGUGAUGAACUAUGCUUCUGUUCUGUUAGUUGUUAUAUGCAAUUUGCUCUGAUACAUCGUACACCUAUCACUACUCAAGGAAAAGCUGCGACAAUUGUUGAUCAUCUGGGUCAAAAAACCGACUCCAAGUUACUUGACAGUGCUUUAAAGAAAAAACUUGAAGAGAAAAAACUAAUAGAAAAACAAAUGCUAAAUUUAGCGGAAAUUAACAUGGAGCCGAUGGACAUUUGCAAUGUCAUUAAAAUAAAAACCGAGAAAGAGGACCUAGACCUUCAUGACCACAUAAAGCAAGAACUUGUCGACAAGCGACCAAAGAAACAUCCCGCAGAUCUUCCAACUGACCUCGAGUUUGAACCACCCUUAAAACUGCUUCGGGGUACAAAAUACAAGGUUUGGAGUAUGGGUGUCCUCCAGCCGACGAAAAAAUACAAAAAGCCUUCAGACAAAGACAUAACCGACCUGCUGUUCCGGAUGGCUGUGACAGUGAACCCUGCGAAGAACGAGGACAGUAGACGUUGUAUGUUUUGUCAAAAUCAAGGAGACGGCGCUGCUGAUGGUCCUGCGCGGCUCUUGAAUUUUGACGUAGACAAGUGGGUCCACUUGAACUGCGCGCUCUGGUCUGAGGAUGUUUAUGAGACAGUAAACGGGGCUCUGAUGAAUUUGGACACUGCUUUACAACAUAGUCUCGCAAUGAAUUGCAUCGUAUGCGAGAAACCCGGAGCUACUGUAAAGUGUUUCAAGAUGCGUUGCACCAAUGUCUACCAUUUGGGUUGCGCUGAAAAGGCUGGUUGCGUUUUUUACAAAAAUAAAAGUACUUUUUGUUCCCAGCAUGUUCAGAAAAAUGAAAAAGACAACGAAUUAACAACUUUGUCAGUCUACCGACGGGUUUACGUUAAUCGGGAUGAAAAUCGACAAGUUGCCGCAGUAAUGCAUCACACCGAGCGCAAUCACCUUUUACGAGUCGGUAGUUUAAUUUUUUUGAACGUCGGACAACUUUUACCUCAUCAACUCCCGAAUUUUCACACUCCGCAUUAUAUUUAUCCCGUGGGCUAUAAAAUUGUCAGGUUUUAUUGGAGUAUGCGUCAACCUAACAAGCGGUGUCGAUACGUCUGUUCUAUUCACGACAAAGACGGACUCCCAGAAUUUCGGAUUCUUGUCCAGGAGUCCUCUCACGAAGACAGCGAGUAUGUCGGUAAAACUCCAAGAGCAGCUUGGGAACACAUUUUAGAACCACUUUCUAAAUUAAGAGAAUCCACCAACAGCAUCAAAUUGUUCCCACUGUAUGUCUCCGGAGAAGACCUCUUUGGCCUGACAGAGCCGGCUAUCGUCAGAGUCUUGGAGAAUUUACCUGGAGUUGACACCCUGACUGAUUAUAAUUUCAAGUAUGGAAGGAACCCUUUGUUGGAGCUACCUCUGGCGGUGAAUCCCAGUGGAAGUGCCAGGACUGAGCCGAGAUUGAGGAACCAACUGCCUUGGAAGAGACCACACACCCAGAGGACUGGCUCCACCGCAAGGGCAACCUUCUCACCAACAAAUACUGUCGCCGGCGAAACAACUUGUCCUUACUCGAAACAGUUUGUUCACUCUAAGAGCUCACAGUACAAAAAAAUGAAACAAGACUGGAGAAAUAAUGUUUAUUUAGCGAGAAGUAAGAUCCAGGGGCUGGGGCUUUAUGCUGCUAGAGAUUUGGAGAAACAUCAGAUGGUUAUUGAAUAUAUCGGAGAGAUUAUUAGGACUGAAUUGGCUGAAACAAGAGAAAAACAAUAUGAAGAUAGGAAUCGAGGAAUUUACAUGUUUCGUUUGGAUGAAGAACGAGUUGUUGAUGCAACCCUGUGUGGUGGAUUGGCACGUUAUAUCAAUCACUCGUGUAAUCCCAAUUGUAUUGCUGAAAUCGUUGAAGUUGAACGUGAUCUUAGAAUAAUUAUUUUUGCUAAAAGAAGAAUUUCACGUGGUGAAGAGUUGGCAUAUGAUUAUAAAUUUGAUAUUGAAGACGACCAACAUAAAAUUGCUUGCGCAUGUGGAGCACCAAACUGCCGUAAGUGGAUGAACUAAAUGAAUAUUAAAUCAUGUCGAUCCACGUUGUUAUUGUUGCUACGUUAUUGGGUAAAUUUUUUCAAUUAAAAGAUUAAUAAAUAAAUAAAGAAAAAAUUUUUAAAAAUAAAGAUAUUGAAAAAAAAAGAAAUAUAAAUUCUA
Messenger RNA from Cotesia glomerata, 19173 nucleotides. Its product is annotated as histone-lysine N-methyltransferase 2C-like. Gene Ontology annotation, molecular function: histone binding; transcription coactivator activity; histone H3K4 methyltransferase activity. Gene Ontology annotation, biological process: positive regulation of transcription by RNA polymerase II. NCBI's taxonomy places the organism in Eukaryota, Metazoa, Arthropoda, Insecta, Hymenoptera, Braconidae. The coding region runs from base 16 to 19032 and encodes 6338 amino acids. The record is from RefSeq and is a predicted model, not a curated record. The transcript is spliced from 23 exons. Gene Ontology annotation, cellular component: MLL3/4 complex; nucleus.